AUGGAUUGUUUCUCUUCCCCUUAUCUUCAUCACCGCCACAACAGGUCACGAGCCAAGUCGUCUUCUUCUUCUCGGCUGACACGUGUCGGUGAAAACGGAACGGUGGAACCCAUUCGAAUGUCGCUGGAUUUGGUUCCUUCACCCAGCGUGCCUGCAAAGCCUUCGUCCCCUUCUCCACUCUCUCUUCUGCGAUCUCCCACAAACUCUCUUCCUGUCAGAGAUUUUCUUCUUCUGUCUCCUUCUUCCGUGAGGAGGUCUCACUCCAAGGCUCGCUUCGACGAGGAGGUGGCGGAGGGCGGCGGAGUGCGGCGGCGGUGCAAGAGCAGAGCAGCGGCGUCGCCGAGGAGUUUGCGGAGGUGGAGGCGGGAAGAGAAGGAGGCGGAGGAAAGUGUAAAACAACAGAGGAAGAGGAGACAAAGUGGAAGAGCGAAGAAGGAAAAACUCAGCUUGGUCCCUUUUCUACCACCUUCAAUUUCAUCUCCAAAAGUUGAAGAAGAGAAUGGAGGUGAUCUAGAUCGUGUUGGGGCGUUGCUCACUGAUUUGAUAAUGUGGAGAGAUGUUUCAAAAUCGACCCUUUGGUUUGGUUUUGGCUCUCUUUGUUUCUUGUCUUCUUGCUUCACUAAAGGACUCAACUUCAGCAUUUUCUCCGCCAUAUCAAGAUUGGCAAUUCUCUUGUUGGGUGUUUCAUUCUUCUCAAAUUCAGUUUGUCAAAGAAACCAGGUUGAGAAAGGGGGUUAUGCCAAACUGAAAGAAGAUGACAUUUUACGUCUUGCAAAAUUGAUUCUUCCUGCUUUGAAUUUUGCAUUUUCAAGGACUAGAGAGCUGUUCUCAGGAGAACCGUGCAUGACCCUCAAAGUAGCUCCUUUCCUUCUACUAGGAGCGGAGUAUGGCCAUCUUAUUACAAUUUGGAGGCUCUGUGCCAUUGGAUUUUUUGUCAGCUUCAGUGCACCAAAGCUUUAUUCUUGUUACUCUGCACAGAUAAACCAGCGAGUUGAGUGCUUGAAAUUGCGGUUGUUGGACACAUGGGGCGCUUGCACUCACAAGAAGAUUGUGGUCGCAUCGGUUCUUAUUACCUUCUGGAAUCUAUCUACUAUAAAGACUAGAAUCUUUACAGCGUUUAUAUUGCUUGUAAUACUCAGAUAUUUUCGGCAAAAUGUCAUGCAACAAGUAGAAGAUGGAGAAGCACAAGUGGCAGAGAAGGAACAGCUGCAAGCAAUGGUGGUGGCAGAAGAUGAGGAAGAGGAACCACAGCAGGCAUUAGUAGUUGCUGAACAACAGCGCCAAUGCUAG
Messenger RNA from Abrus precatorius (Indian licorice), 1290 nucleotides. Its product is annotated as reticulon-like protein B18. The transcript is spliced from 8 exons. Bases 1 to 1290 code for a protein of 429 amino acids. The record is from RefSeq and is a predicted model, not a curated record. Lineage: Eukaryota; Viridiplantae; Streptophyta; Magnoliopsida; Fabales; Fabaceae.